AUGGCUGCAGCGGAUCAGAGUAUGAGUCUUAUGGAUGGCACGUAUUUCGUCGGUCGUAAAGAGAUUCUUGAUUGGAUUAAUAAUCUAUGUAGUAUCUCUCUUUCCAAGGUUGAACAGACAUGUACUGGUGCUGUAGCUUGUCAAAUUUUGGACGCCAUGUAUCCAGGUAAAGUCCAAAUGAGUAAAGUCGAUUGGUCUGCGAAUAAAGACUAUGAGUAUAUCCAGAACUACAAGGUAUUACAGAAAGCUUUUGUGCAACUUAAGAUUGACAAACACGUUGAAGUUGAUCGUCUUGUGCGUGGGAAAUACCAAGAUAAUCUCGAGUUUAUGCAGUGGUUUAAAGCUUUUUUUGAGCGGAAUGCUUCGGGACAGCCAUAUGAUCCAUUAAUUCAGCGGGAAAAAGGAAAAGGAGGUGCUCAAUAUACGCAAAAAUAUGGUGGUGGUGUAGCUAUGUCGGGGGCUCCAAUACGUCGGAAAGUUGGAGCUCCUACGAUGUCAAAAAGCGGCAAAAUGCCGUCGGGAGCUCCGUCGGUCGGAGUGACACGUACGACGAAAACAUCGACGGGAAUGUCACGUCGUCCUGGUGGUAAUAGUGUGGUGGACACGGAAGCUGCAGUUGCUGCGGCGACGGCACCGCUGGAAAAGGAGCUGGAGGAAUUGAUGGCUAGUAAUGAAGCCUUGACGAAUGAAAGUGGAGAGCUCCGGGCAAUGGUUGAAAGCUUGGAGAAGGAACGUGAUUUUUACUUUAAUAAACUGCGUGAGGUGGAGAUCAUGCUGCAAUCGGCAGAAGAAAGUGAAACGAACCCGCUGGCUCAGGCUGUUUUCAAGGUGCUGUAUGCUACAGAGGAAGAGGAGGUGGGAGAGGAAGAGGAGGUGGGAGAGGAAGAGGAGGUGGGAGAUGAACAGGUCGCGGGAGAACCGCAGGACGAGCAAAUGUAG
Molecule: messenger RNA, 939 nt
Organism: Peronospora farinosa
Lineage: Eukaryota; Oomycota; Peronosporomycetes; Peronosporales; Peronosporaceae
Source: the annotation of a GenBank genome assembly